This is a messenger RNA of Propithecus coquereli (Coquerel's sifaka), 984 nucleotides long. It is a transcript of the gene MEIKIN, whose product is annotated as meiotic kinetochore factor. Gene Ontology annotation, biological process: female meiosis chromosome segregation; male meiosis chromosome segregation; homologous chromosome segregation. The transcript has 11 exons. The coding region runs from base 1 to 906 and encodes 301 amino acids. Gene Ontology annotation, cellular component: kinetochore. The record is from RefSeq and is a predicted model, not a curated record. NCBI's taxonomy places the organism in Eukaryota, Metazoa, Chordata, Mammalia, Primates, Indriidae.
AUGUGGCCGCUGCGGGUCUACACCCGCAAGAAGCGGGCGGGCCAGAGGCUCAACCUAACUCCGACGCCAGACCCGGGCUCAGCCGCGAAGGCGGAGGCCCCGCCAGGCCUGAAGCGAGAAGGCAAAGCGCGGGGGCUGCCGAGGAUCGCGGAGAAGGUGGAGCGGAGCAGGCGGGCAGGCGGCGGCUCCGGGCCGCUCAGCACCCAGUUAGGAGUUACAGGAGAGAAAAGCCUGGAAGAAAACAGCAGUCAUGGAGAGACCCCGGAUGAGAAGAUGGCUCCGCUGGGGGUACGAUUAAGUUUGCAGCAUGAUAUUUCCAGUUCUCUUCUGAGCUAUUCGGUCACAGACUCUUUUUUAUGCCAUUUUCCCUCUGCUUUUUCAGAUUGGGAGUGUCCCAAGUUGAAAGACCACAUGCAAUGGAAGAAUUCCACUCUUCUGGACACCAGUAAGGCAGUGACAAUAGAGAAGGCAGCACAGUUUUCAGAUCUCUCUGCAAUUUUAAGUGCCUCUUCAGAAGAUUAUCAGAAAUGCCAUAAUAAAAUAGUGAUGACAUUAGCAGACCAAAGUAUUUCUCCAAAACCAAAGUGUACUUCAAAUUCAGAAUCAGAUAAUGCAGCUUGUGAAGUUUUACUUGCUGAGAAAACUUGCCCUUCAACUCCUGCAAAAACAAAGAAAAAAGCAAGUAUUAAAUCAAAUGAAAUUGUUGCUGUGUCAAGUUUGCAAGAACAUUCUUCAAAUGAGUUUCCUUCAAAUGCAUCAGAAAUAUGUUGUAUUAUUAGAGCAUCACCAGGAACUAGACUAGUGAAAAGUAAACGUGUUAUUGUAAAGAAGAAGAAAUAUUCUCCUCCUAAAGAUAUUCCUCAAGAUAUUAUAAUAAAAAUGGCAGACCGUAACAGCUGUGGCUGAGUUUUCACUACUUUGAAGACAUGACUGUGAAGUCCACAAGGCAAUGUGUCUGCCUGAAAUUAUAUGAAAUUAAAAAUU